Phoenix dactylifera (date palm) is the source of this 1938-nucleotide messenger RNA. It is a transcript of the gene RECA3, whose product is annotated as RECA homolog 3. The record is from RefSeq and is a predicted model, not a curated record. Gene Ontology annotation, biological process: DNA repair. Lineage: Eukaryota; Viridiplantae; Streptophyta; Magnoliopsida; Arecales; Arecaceae. Gene Ontology annotation, molecular function: ATP binding; single-stranded DNA binding; ATP-dependent DNA damage sensor activity.
CGUGAAUAAAUGCCCGAAACGCUACCUCGCAGCCCCAGAAGGAGGGAAAUCAAAAACCCUUGGCCAUGAGAGCCCUGAGGCCUCUCUCGCUCUCCUCCUCGCUUCUGCGAGCGGUUUGCUCUGCCGGCGCCGGAGGACGGCCUUCGGGUGGUCCCUCUUCUCUCCGCGCUCUUUUCCAGAAUGGAGGAGGCCAGGUUUUAUCUUUUUCGAGGAUAAAGGGUCGUUUCCUAUCAUCAACAGUUGAGACACUGUUGGAGUAUGAAAGAGAUCAACCUUUUGAUGAUCGAAAAGUGAUUGAGAAAGACUCAACACUUAAUCUUGCUCUCUCUCAGCUUGCAGCGGAUUUUGAUGUAGAAUCCAAUUUAUCUUUGAGUCGGUUCUUUCGUACAAGGUACACACAUGUGAUCUCUACAGGCUCUCUGAAGCUUGAUCUGGCUCUUGGGAUUGGAGGGCUGCCAAAGGGGAGAAUGAUUGAAAUUUAUGGAAGAGAGGCAUCUGGGAAAACAACACUUGCACUUCAUAUUGUGAAGGAAGCUCAAAAGCUUGGAGGAUAUUGUGCUUAUCUUGAUGUAGAGAAUGCUUUGGAUCCGUCUCUUGCAGAAGCAAUGGGUGUAAACACAGAAAAUCUUCUUAUUUCACAUCCUAGUUGUGCUGAAGAUUCCUUGAGCAUAGUGAAUACUUUAGUUAAUAGUGGAUCAGUUGAUGUGGUGGUUGUGGAUAGUGUGGCAGCCCUUGUUCCCAAAUGUGAACUUGAUGGCUUGAUGGAUAUCAAUUCUCAAGAAGUACAAUCACGAUUCAUGACCCAAGCACGAUUCAUGACCCAAGCACUUAGAAAAAUUCAGUACUCACUAAGCCGGUCCCAAACUCUUGUUGUUUUUAUUAAUCAGGUUAGAACAAAUUUAAGAUCAAAUCAUAGCUUUGGAGAGAGGAACGAGGUAACUUGUGGUGGAAAUGCCUUAAAAUUCUAUGCAGCAGUACGUUUGAGAAUUGCAAGACAUGGCUUACUCCACACUGAAGAUAAGAUCACCGGCAUUGGCAUAUUAGUGCAAGUCAUGAAAAAUAAACUAGCACCUGCAAUGAAGCAAGCUAGUCUGGAUUUAGGAUUUGGCAGAGGCAUUUGUUAUGAAGCCGAGGUCUUGGAGAUGGCUUCUAAGCAUGGACUUGUUUUGAGAGAAGGAAAUGGAUACUGGAUAGAAGGAGAGUUUCUCAAGGACCGGCAAGAAGCUGAACUAUUUCUAGAGAAAAAUAAUGCUGUAGUAGAUGAGUUUGUUCAUACAUUGAGAAGCCGAUUGUUUCGGAUAGCUGCAUGAAUUGCCUGAUGCACAAAAGCUGGGAUCAGGAGAUGAUUUUAAAGUUCUAUACAAAAGAAACAAUGUACCCUCAAUCUUGAACAAAAUGACUAUUCAAUGUCACGAGGAAAAAUUUGAGGGUAAAACUGGCAAAUGGUCACAAGUUUCAACCAGAAGCUAGCCUGAAUCCAUCCCAGGCGCCCAUAGAAAGUGGCAGUUGCUACAAGCAGACAUUCACAAAGUUUCAGAAUCUGUUAAGGGUUGAUUCACCCUAAGAUCCAAAGACGUGAGAAAUUAAGAUGCCUGCCAUGUUUUAGGUUCUGUCAUAUGGCCAGAAAUUGAUUAGUGAGGUCGUGCGUGGAUAUACUGUAGGAUUUCCUUCUGACAUCUGACCUUCAUGUUUUAUUUAUGCUGAUGCUUUCAUGCAUGUAUUUUAUCUACCUAUAAAUUGAGUGUAUUAAUGCUGACAUGCUCGGAGUAUUCAGUUACUUGACGAUCUUCUGUUUCCAGCUUAUAACAAUGCUGCUGAGUUUUGUAUGCACACUACCUUUAGAGUUCGUUAUGCUAAUACCUUUUUCUAUGUAUUUCCUGUAUCUAAAACUUGAGUACAUUUAAGCUGACUUGCUUGGAGUAUUCAAGUAUUUGAAAA